AUGACUAAUCCUUGGGUUGGUCGAUUUCCAUUUGAAAUGAAAGUAUAAAAAUAGAAAAAAGAAGACUUGCAUUCACCAAAUAGAAGUGAAAUAGAUUUCUUCAAUGUUCCAUCGAUAUCAGCUUCUGUUGGUAUCAAAUAAUUAUAAUAGUUUAAGUUAUGCAACCAAAAACAGUAUUUGAAGCUCUGAAAUCUUUGAUGUUUAGAUAAAAGGAGAACUCUGUCUCUUAUGAUGAGUUCUAUUCAUUUUCUCGCAGAUUAUAUAUUUGUGAAGAUCCUGUAAACUAAUUUAUACAAUAUUAAGGAUUAAAGUUUAAGGGUAUUCCGUUAAAUAGCAGGACAAUCAGAAAUUAUUUAAUUAGAGGGUAAUAUACACAAUUUUAAAUUCAAUAGAUUUUUUUUUAUUUCUCUCCAAAGAUCUAUUAAAAUUGGAUCUAACUAAAAUGACUUAGUUUGAGCUAGUGAUUCGAAUAGCAUUAGAAUUAUUCUAAAAUAUGUGUGAUGAUGAUAAUUAAUUAGAUUUGAAGAGAACUGUACAUUUUAUAAAAGAAGAACUCUGUGAAGACAUAGAUUUUGUAAAUUAUAUAAUUUAUAUAAGUUGGAAACAAUAGACAUGUUUGGUUUUGUAUAAGAUCUCUUUUCUGGUAAUUUAGUUACAAAGAUUUCUUUAUAGGAUUUUUUUUAAAAGGUUGGUCCAUAAAUUAGGAAGGCUUUAAGUAGUAUAAUAAUAAGGAAAAUACAAUAAAUAGUUGGAUUUAAGAAAAUUCAAUUUCACACUAGAUAAACAAAUUAAUUUAUUCAAAACAAUUAAGUUAAAUCUGAUAUUUAAAAAUUAUUGCAGUAGAAUUUUAAAAUCAAUUUUGAUGUUGAAAUCGAUGAAUAACCAAAAUAAUAACAAUCAUAAAAAGUUUAAUAAGAUCAAAUUGUUAGUUUACUUUAAUAAAGUAAACCAAAAAUAAGAGGUUGGUUAUAGAGAUUGUCAAUAAAGAAAGCAAACAAAUGGCAAUUGUUAUUCUUAUAAAUAGAUUAAAGUACAAGAUAUUUAAGGGCAGUUAAACCUGAAUCUAUAAAAAUUAAUCAUUCUGUUUAGAACACAGAAUUUAUUUGUUUAUUAGAAUUGGUUACUGUUCCUACAAAAGGAGUACAUAGGAAAACUAAUUCAUUAAAUUCAGGACAUCAAGAAAGAGAACCUGAAUUAUAAAGACCAAUACAAACAGAAAAUGCUAGCAGUUAAAUCAAUCCUUUUAGUCAUUCCUUUAUAUUGAAGGAAUAAACAUAAACAAAAAUAACCUUAAUAAAAUCUUGGGAUAUAAGAGAAAUAGAACAGAUUUUUCAUGAAGUGAAGACAUCAAUUGAUCCAUCAUAAAAUUAUUCAGGUAUUGUUGAAUUAUGUCAAUUAAACAAUGAACCAUUAGAAAAAAUUAGAUAAAAAUUUAAGUAACUUGUUUUUAAAGAACAUUUGAUGGUAUUAAAUGAAGGAAAAAUACAUUUCUAUACAGUUAGUUUAAAACAUUGUAUUGAUUUAAGUAAAAUGAGAAUUUCAAAUGAUAAAGAUUUGCCAUUUAUACCCUCUCAUCCAUUUCCAUUUUAAAUAGUAAUAGAUGAAAAAGCUCAAGUUGUCGGAUCUUAUUUAAAAGUCUAAAAGUUUGAAUAACCAAAUAAAUAAAAUAAGAGUGGUAUGUCAUAAAUUAAUGAAUUGGAAAAUGAGAAUAGUGAUAAAGAAGAUUAAAAAAAAGGAUUUUUUGAUUAAAUAUAUGAUAAAUUUAAAAAAAAGCCUAAUCAAAAGAAAAAUGAAAUUAGAAUAGUAUUUGGAGCUGAAUCUGAACCUAAAAGAAGAUAAUGGAUAUUCUCUUUGAAUUAUUAUAAGUCUAAUCAAACAGAUUUGGAAGAGUUAUUAAAACCAUCAUAUAGAUCUUCCUUUUAAACACCUAUAAUGUCCUAAGGAAAUUAUACUCCUUCUAGAUCAUUUAUAAAAUCUGCUUAACAUACUUUACCAUAAUAACCUACUCAAUAAAACUUUUUUAUAGGAGGAAAUCAUACUCAUAUUAAUGUUGGAAUCUUUUUGAAUGAUGAAGAUGAUUAUUAUAACGUAUUUUAACAUUAGAAUUAAUUUCAAAGUAAUAGUCAAGCUUAAAAUUAAAUGGUGAAUCCAGAUUUAGGAUCAAAAAAAUAAUUGACUUAACCAAAUAGGAUACAUUGUCAUACAGAUCCUAAUGAUUCACCUUAAAAAGAAUGUAAAAUUGUAAUUAAUUUUUAGAGAGGUUAAUAACUCAACCUUCAAAUGGGGCUCAAAUAACUUCUAGAUAGAUUUAUUCUACUUCAUCAGUUGAAUUAUGGCAAAAAUUUAUUUUAGCAUUUUUUAGAUUUUUAAUAAAAUCAAAAAAUCAUCAACCUGAUGAAGUUCAAGAACCAAAAAUUUAACAAUUAUAUAACAGAUAAUUAAAGAUAUGUAAAUAGAAAUGA
Paramecium pentaurelia is the source of this 2462-nucleotide messenger RNA. Lineage: Eukaryota; Ciliophora; Oligohymenophorea; Peniculida; Parameciidae. The record is from the annotation of a GenBank genome assembly.